CGUCUAGACACCUUCCCCCUCUGACUCAUUCACGUUGAAUGAUGACACAUUUGGCUGCUAACUAUUGGAAGAAAAUUAUAACCACUAACCCCCGAACGCGUGUAACUCAACUGCAACACGUUCACAAAGAUUCAGCAAGAGCAAUCUCUUCGAAAGUUAUUAAUUUCAGUUACCCUGUGUAAAACUCUCCUCGUAGAACAGUUAAGCUGACUAAUAAGUUAUAAGUUUACUUACAGAAAUUGUUCAUCUUCAGUCAACUUUAAAAUCCAUGAGGAUGACUUUGUGUAAAGGCUAUUUCUCAAUGUUAAUGCACAGUUUACUAUUCAUAUCGACCGAUAGUUUCACAAACUCUGGUUUCCAUCCAGUUGACACCAUUGGAAAACACGAUUGCUCUUGCUUCGGAAACAAUCAUCGAUGGGUAGAUCAACAGGCAAAACAAGUAUCAACAUUCGGACUUUGUCCAUCAGCAGUCACUGGAAUGAUACUUGUCAUGAUUAUUCUCAAUAUCAUCGUCUUUAAGCUGAGUCAACUUCAAGAAACCAACGACAAAAAACCACCAUCUUUCUCACAGGAACAUCUAUGCCGCCGGUUUCCGUUUACAGAGAUGAAAUUGGCAACAAACGAUUUCGGUGAAGAUAUGGUUAUAGGAAAAGGUGGAUUUGGUAAGGUGUAUAAAGGUGUCAUCGACUAUGGUGCAACUAGGGUUGCAAUCAAGAGGAUGGAUUCUCGAUCUAAUCAAGGAGCCACUGAGUUUUGGAACGAGAUCAAGAUGCUCUCCAAGUUCCGACACAACCACCUCGUCUCUCUUGUCGGAUACUGUGAUGAGUUCAAUGAAAUGAUCAUAGUAUACGAGUAUGUCUCAGGUGGAAACCUCGGAGAACGCUUGCAUAAAGUUUCUGAAAAGAUUAAAAACUCUCCACUUUCUUGGGUCGAGCGUCUGAAAAUAUGUAUAGGGGCUGCACGUGCAUUAGAUUAUCUUCACACUGGAACAAACUCCCACCACCGAAUCAUACAUAGGGAUGUGAAAAGCUCAAAUAUACUCUUGGAUGAAUACAUGGAAGCUAAGGUUUCGGAUCUUGGGGUGUCGAAAAUUGGUCCAUUAGGUCAACCUUUCACCCAUGUGAGCACAGAUGUAAAAGGCUCAUUCGGGUAUUUCGAUCCGAACUACUUCAUGACACGAAGACUCACAAGGAAAUCCGAUGUUUAUUCAUUUGGGGUUGUGUUAUUGGAGGUUUUGUGUGGGCGUCCUGCGAUUGAUCCAACUCUUGUGGACAAUGAACUCGGUCUAGUUGGGUGGGCCAUGGGGUUCAUCAAAGAAGGAGAUUUAAGUCAUAUAAUUGACCAGGGUUUGAAGGGCCAAAUCAUCCCUGAUUGCUUAAAAGCUUUUGUGGGAAUCACAGAAAAAUGCUUAAAGACUCGUCCAAAAGAACGCCCGACUAUGACGGAGGUGGUAGUCGAACUUGAAGCUGUGUUGGUGAUGCAAGAGAAAGCGAAUUCUUUUAUACUCGAAAGUUGUAGUCGUUAUGAGAACGAAGAACGAGGGAAUUUGUAUCUAAAGAGUGGAAAGAUAACUUUCUCAAAAAUGUUCCGAAGUAUGUUUCCAGUGAAAACCUCUGCCACACCUGUCGAUCGACCUGAAAAGAAGAAAGGGCAAAGUAUAUGCCUUCUUCCAUGUACAUUGUCUAACAAAGACCAGUUGCAAAGCAAGACAACAAAUAGUUUCCAUGAAGUUAAUUUCAAAGGUGAAGGAAUAAAUUCUCGUUUGAAAGUAUUCACUGUAGCUGAACUUAAAAUUGCUACUAGGAACUUUAGUCAUGAUAUGAUUGCGGGUGAGGGAGCCUUUGGAAAAGUUUUCAAUGGUUGGGUCGAUCAUGAAACAUUUGCUCCUUCAAAAGUUGCUUCUGGGAUGGCUGUUGCUGUUAAAAAACUCAAUACUGAUGGUUAUCAAGGAUUCGAAGAAUGGCAGGCGGAGGUGAAGAUUUUAGGCAGGUUGAAUCAUCCAAAUCUAGUCCAUUUAGUAGGAUAUUGUUGCGAAGAUAAGGACCUAUUCCUCAUUUAUGAAUUUCUAAACAAAGGGAGCCUAGAAAAUUACAUAUUAAAAAAAGGAUCUGGACUAGAGCUCUCAUGGUCAAUGCGACUCAAAAUCAUGAUCGGAACAGCUCGAGGACUUGCCUUUCUUCAUAGCACCGAGAACCAAAUCAUAUUUCGUGAUUUGAAGAGUUCUAACAUAUUGCUUGAUCAGGAUUUCAAUGCAAAAAUCUGUGAUUUUGGUUUGGCAAUACAUGGUCCAACGAUUGGUGAUACACAUAUUAUGACAGAUGUAAUGGGGACACAUGGGUAUGUCGCUCCUGAGUACGUUGCAACAGGUCAUUUGAAUGGGAAGAACGAUGUAUAUGCUUUUGGAGUGGUGUUAUUGGAAACUCUUACGGGCCUACGGGCUAUUGACAAGACACGGCCCAACAAGGAGCAAAAUCUGGUGGAAUGGAUAAGGCCGAAGCUACAUAGCAAAAGAAAGGUGAAAAAAAUAGUGGACCCGAGCCUUGGUCAAGACUACCCGUUGAAAGGUGCCUAUGAGUGUGCUGUACUUGUUCUAAAAUGUACUCAAGCUGAAUCAAUACAAAGACCAUCUAUUGAACAAGUUUUACAGAGCUUAGAAGGAAUUAGUGGUAUCAUAUGAUCCGGUAAUUGUUUGUUAGUGUACUCGAUAUGAAACCUGAUAAUUUGUAUUUUACCAAUUUUGGCUUCAUAAUACUUGUUUCAGUUUAUAAUAGUCAACAGUAAGUUAUUUAUUUUUUUA
Messenger RNA from Lactuca saligna, 2797 nucleotides. NCBI's taxonomy places the organism in Eukaryota, Viridiplantae, Streptophyta, Magnoliopsida, Asterales, Asteraceae. The record is from the annotation of a GenBank genome assembly.